This is a messenger RNA of Paramormyrops kingsleyae, 1315 nucleotides long. RefSeq names its product calpain small subunit 1-like. Gene Ontology annotation, molecular function: calcium ion binding. Gene Ontology annotation, cellular component: calpain complex. Lineage: Eukaryota; Metazoa; Chordata; Actinopteri; Osteoglossiformes; Mormyridae. The record is from RefSeq and is a predicted model, not a curated record.
GCUUUAGGACCCAAAGACGUGUUUCCCCUCCAGUCAGGUGCUGUCUGGGUGUGUUUGCUUGUAAGGGCGUUUCUGCCUGAAACAAGAACGUCUCGCUGCUCUGACUGAACAGGUUUUUUACACCCACUGGAGCAGUCGGUGGAUUUUCCUUUUAAGCAACCCUCCAAAUAAAUCUCAAGAUGUCAUUUUUAUUAAAAAAAAUGGUUGGUGGUCUUAUCGACUACGCUAUAAGUAACAUCGAUUCCAGCCAGUUUAUACCUUCAGAACCUCCUCCAGCCCAAAUGCAUCAGACACAUGCUGCGCUGAAUGAGAGCGCCGAAGAGAAGCAGUUCCGCAGGGUCUUCGAGCAGCUGGCUGGGGAGGACAUGGAGGUGAGCCCUAAUGAACUGAUGGGGAUACUCAACAAAAUCAUCGGCAAGCAUUCCGACCUGAAAACUGACGGCUUCAGCCUUGAAUCUUGCCGGAGCAUGGUGGCGGUCAUGGAUGGUGACAGCAGUGGCAAGUUGGGAUUCCAUGAGUUCAAGUAUUUAUGGAACAACAUCAAGAGGUGGCAGGGUAUAUACAAGACGUAUGAUGCAGACCGUUCAGGUACCAUUGAAGGAAAUGAGUUGCCCAAAGCUUUCAGAGCUGCAGGCUUCCCUCUCAAUGAUCAGCUGUUCCAGAUGAUCGCUCGCCGGUAUUCUGACGAAAAUGGGAGUAUGGACUUUGAUAAUUACAUUGGCUGCCUGGUCAGGCUGGACGCCAUGUGCCGUGCAUUCAAGACCCUUGACAAGGACAACAAUGGAACUGUCAAUGUCAACAUUCAGGAGUGGUUGCAAUUAACCAUGUACUCCUGAAACAUGAAGAUAUGAAACUACAGUCACCCCUUACAGUCACGUUAGCGAGGGUUAGGGGGAGGAAGAUCCCCUCAAAUGUGCAAAUUCGCGAGUAAUACUUGGGUCCACUGUUAAAAAUGUAAAAUUAAGGGAACUCAAAAGUUACUAUGAGAUGUGAUUUUCGUGACUUCACUAAUUUGCUCCCUUGUAUAUGUCUUAUGCUUGUGUCCUCUACAUGAGCUUUUAAGGCAUAAACAAACAAACUUUGGUCUUUUGUGCCUUGAAAUUCCAUUUCUGUGAUAUGUAUAAACAGAGCAUAGGUGCAUUACCUAUUAUGUGCAAACUCUGGUUGCAGUAUACAAUACAAUCACUAGAUGGCAUACUAGUAACAUCAAGCAAGACCUGGACAAGAUGUUAGUCUUUCUUUUCUUCAGUCUGACAGUGUGGUUUUUUUUUUUGUAACAAAAAAAAAGUAUCUGAAUAAAAGUGAUUAUCUGAUA